CCGUCUAAUUUUAGGAGGCUUAUCAACACCUUUUCCUUAGUAUUUAGUAACUGCUCUCUGCUCUGCGGGUUUUGUACCAUUUCCUAAAAUGGAAGCUAAAGUCGGGAAAUUCUUCGAGUCGGUGGCCAAUUUCUUCGUCGGCGGCGACAGUAUUCCGUGGUGUGACCGUGAAAUCGUCGCUGGUUGCGAGCAAGAGGUUACCGAAGCGAGUAAAAAUUCAUCUGAUGACUUUAAGAAUGAAUGCAUCAUGCGUUUGUCGUGGGCUCUUGUGCACUCGAGAGAGCCGGAAGAUGUAAAUCGGGGCAUAGCAAUGCUUGAGUCUUCGCUAGACAACACUUCAAGCGCUCUAAAAGUAAGAGAGAAACUUUAUCUUUUAGCUGUUGGGUAUUACAGAAUUCGUGACCAUUCAAAGAGCAGGGAUCUGGUGGAAAGAUGCCUGAAGAUUGAACCUGACUGGAGACAGGCACAGUCCCUUAAGAAAGCAAUUGAAGACCAGAUAAAAAAAGAUGGUAUAAUAGGCAUCGGAAUUGCCGCUACAGCUGUGGGGCUAGUUGCUGGUGGGAUUGCUGCAGCUUUUGCACGAAGGAACUGACUCGACCUUCUCUAUCUGUGACGAUAUACUGAUGUGCUGAAGAAUUAAGUAAGUGAUGCUUGAUGCAACUCGAAGAAGAUAGUAUUAGUAUACUUUUGUUCAUCAUUUCUUUUGUUCUCUACAUUAGUUGCUCCGUGUUUCUAAUCAAAGUUUUGGUGACUUUUCUUUAA
Messenger RNA from Mercurialis annua (annual mercury), 762 nucleotides. Its product is annotated as mitochondrial fission 1 protein A-like. Gene Ontology annotation, cellular component: mitochondrial outer membrane; peroxisomal membrane. Bases 89 to 592 code for a protein of 167 amino acids. Gene Ontology annotation, biological process: peroxisome fission; autophagy of mitochondrion; mitochondrial fission. Lineage: Eukaryota; Viridiplantae; Streptophyta; Magnoliopsida; Malpighiales; Euphorbiaceae. The record is from RefSeq and is a predicted model, not a curated record. Gene Ontology annotation, molecular function: protein binding. The transcript is spliced from 5 exons.